AUGUUUCUGUUAGUUUUAAAAGGAACUGCAAUGGUGGCCAUCAUGUUCGGUGCAGUGUUCGGAAACUUGCUGGUGAUUACCAGUGUAAUGAAAUUCGAACGCUUACGAGUGAUAACAAAUUAUUUUAUAGUUUCACUUGCUUUUGCUGAUUUAUUGGUGGCCAUUCUUGUGAUGCCAUUCAACGCCUUCAAUGAAAUCAGCGAGAAAUGGUUAUUUGGUAGAGUUAUGUGCGACAUAUUUAACGCUAACGAUGUGUUAUUCAGCACGGCUUCUAUUUUACAUCUCUGUUGUAUCAGCAUGGAUCGUUAUAUCGCCAUAUUACAUCCAUUACAAUACGAAACUAAAAUGACGAAAACACGUGUGGCUAUCAUGUUAGCUGUCACGUGGGUGGCGUCCAUUUUGAUUUCAUAUAUUCCCAUCCAAUCACAACUGUACACUACUAGUGAGAACUACCAGGCCCUGGAGAGUGACCAUCAUGCCUGUUUGUUUAUUGUGAACAGGGUGUACGCUGGAGUGUCUUCGUGCGUGUCAUUCUGGAUUCCAUGCACCAUCAUGGUGUUCGUGUAUGCCAAAAUCUACAUGGAGGCGCGAAAACAGGAGAAAUUCAUCCAAUCAAAUGCCGUGUACAUGCAAUAUAGCCAUAGUGUAGGAAAACGUGACGCUCAGAGAUUCGAAAGAAAGCGAAUGAAGCGUGAACAUAAAGCUGCUAAAACAUUAGGGAUUAUAAUGGGCGCCUUUAUUUUAUGUUUUCUACCUUUCUUUUCUUGGUACGUUAUAACAUCAAUGUGUCGUGAAAAAUGUCCGUAUCCUCCAAUCCUAGGAUCCAUUUUAUUCUGGAUUGGAUAUUUCAAUUCAUGCUUGAAUCCAAUUCUUUAUGCCUACUUCAACAGAGAUUUUAGAACCGCUUUCAAAAAGAUUUUAAGACUAGAUAGAUCGAAUUGUGAUAUGUUCGACCCGACCACCCAGGCGCUCAAUACUGCUUAUAACGAUUUAAAGGAAAGCAAUCACCUUCGUACGUCCGUGUCGUAA
Messenger RNA from Lottia gigantea (owl limpet), 1029 nucleotides. RefSeq lists its product as hypothetical. Gene Ontology annotation, biological process: adenylate cyclase-activating adrenergic receptor signaling pathway. The transcript has 2 exons. Gene Ontology annotation, molecular function: adrenergic receptor activity. The record is from RefSeq and is a predicted model, not a curated record. NCBI's taxonomy places the organism in Eukaryota, Metazoa, Mollusca, Gastropoda, Lottiidae. Bases 1 to 1029 code for a protein of 342 amino acids. Gene Ontology annotation, cellular component: membrane.